AUAAAUAUCAAUCUAUCUUUUAAUAUUUUAUAAUUAGUAUGCACAUAAAGAAAUUAUGCAAAAUUCAUUCAAUUUAAAAGAAAUUGCUGGGAAAACAAAUCCUAAUGACAUAAAUAUUAGAGCUGCUUGCAAAAAAUGUGGAUUUGUUGGGCAUCUUCCUUUUCAAUGUAGAAAUUAUAUAAUACUUGAUCCUAAAAGAGAAAUGAUCCUUGAUGUUAGUAGCACAUCUUCAGAUGAUGGUGUCUCUAAUUUUAUAUCGCCUUUGGUGAAAUUGAGAGAUGAUGAAAUUAAAAUUGAAGAAAUGAAAAAAAUGAUUAAAGCAACAGCUUUUCCAUUAAGUAAUCCAAUUAUUGAUAAUGAUGAUAUAUUAAAAAGACUUAAACAUUCAAUGAAAAAGAGAUUAAAGAAGAAAUUAAAAAAAGAUAAAAGGAACUCCAAAUAUAAAAAGACACAACAUAGCUCAUCAUCGAGCGAAAACGAAAGGGAGCCAAGUCACAGUCAUACUCGUAAACAUAAGCGUAAAAAGUCGAGAAAUUUGACUACCGAAAAGUUUCCGUCAAAAUAUCGAAAUAGAUCUGGCAUCAGUAGCGACGAAAGGCGUUCAAGAACAAAGAGGAAAAAACAUAGGAAGCAUUAAAGUUCUUUCGUAAUUUUUAUUAUAUCAAAAUAUCGGUCGGUUAUAUUUUUAUACGUGAUUUGUAAAUAAAGAUAUGGUGUAAACAAAUUGUUUGUAGUUAUAA
Messenger RNA from Gordionus sp. m RMFG-2023, 740 nucleotides. Its product is annotated as protein SREK1IP1-like. The record is from RefSeq and is a predicted model, not a curated record. Lineage: Eukaryota; Metazoa; Nematomorpha; Gordioida; Chordodea; Parachordodidae. The coding region runs from base 56 to 637 and encodes 193 amino acids. The transcript has 5 exons.